Messenger RNA from Erinaceus europaeus (western European hedgehog), 990 nucleotides. It is a transcript of the gene SLAMF9, whose product is annotated as SLAM family member 9. Gene Ontology annotation, biological process: T cell activation. Lineage: Eukaryota; Metazoa; Chordata; Mammalia; Eulipotyphla; Erinaceidae. The record is from RefSeq and is a predicted model, not a curated record. Gene Ontology annotation, cellular component: external side of plasma membrane.
AUGAGGGCCCUUAAGUGGCUGUUCCUCCUCUUGCUGUUUGGGGAAGCCACAGGGGACUCUGGAGAUGAUGAAGUCCCUGAAGAAGUGAUAGGGGUCCUGCAUGAGUCCGUCAGCCUGCCCCUGGAGAUAGAACCCAGUGAAGAGGUGGAGAACGUCUUCUGGUACUCCUCCCAUGUCAGCUUGGCCAUCCUGGUGCCUGGGGAACAGGGCCACCAUCCCAACAUCACAGUGACCAAUGUGUGCUAUGAGGGCCGAGUGGACUUUGGGGAGCCCUCCGGCUACUCCUUGCACAUCUGCAAUCUGAGCUGGGAGGAUGAGGGCUCAUUCAAGGAGCAGAUCAACUUGAGGAUGGCACAGCUCUCCCUGCAGCAGUGUUUCUAUCUACAGUCUACAGUGAGUUUACAGCUCUCUGCUUCUUGGUUUUCUUGGCAGGGAUGGAGGACAACUUUCAGAACUUGGGGGCUGCAGGCCAAAAGGUCUGGAAGGGGGUGCUUCCAGUGGCCCACUGACACCUUAUCGGAGCCUCAGAUUGGAGUGAAUUUCAUCAUCUCAGAGGACGGCACUUGCAACGUAUCCUUGACCUGCUCCGUAGAGAAGGCUGACUUGGGCGUGACUUAUAUCUGGAUGACCCUUGGGGAUGGCAUGGAUUCAGUCCAAGAAGGCCCUUUCCUCAGAGCAUCCUGGAGGCUGGGCAAUAAAAGCCUGUCCUAUAUCUGCAGGGCCAGCAACCCAGUCAGCAUUGUGAGCUCCCGGCCCAUCCCUGCUGGGCCUUUCUGCACAGGUCCUGGUAAGCCCUCUGAACAGGUACAGACCAUCUGCCUCCUGGCCAAGGGGUUUCUCCUGCUGCUGCUGUUGGUGGUGCUCGCCUUGGGGCUCUGGCACAGUUGGGAUUGUGGGAGCAAGAGCCGCCAUCUUCUGGAAUUGAAGAGACCCCGGAGAAACCGAAUGAAGCUGAUAAAGACGGGCCAGAGAAACCCCAAUCCUGUCUAA